Messenger RNA from Formica exsecta, 4670 nucleotides. RefSeq names its product myotubularin-related protein 3. Bases 947 to 3961 code for a protein of 1004 amino acids. Gene Ontology annotation, molecular function: phosphatidylinositol-3,5-bisphosphate 3-phosphatase activity; metal ion binding; protein phosphatase binding. Gene Ontology annotation, biological process: dephosphorylation; regulation of autophagy. Lineage: Eukaryota; Metazoa; Arthropoda; Insecta; Hymenoptera; Formicidae. The record is from RefSeq and is a predicted model, not a curated record. The transcript has 16 exons.
AGGCCUCCAAGUGAGUAGGAAGCAAAGUCUGCUCGCAAAAUUACUCUGCGCUCUCUCUCUCUCUCUCUCUCACUCAACGUAAAGGGAAAGAAAGAAAAGAGGAGAAAGAGAGAGAAAAAGAAAGAGUGAAUAAUCGCGCGAGUAAUUACGCGCCGUAUGUGACGCGCGUCUCAAGGUUGACACAUGUCGCCUGACUUGGCCGCAUAACAAGAGCGGAGGAGCAAGAAAAGCCGUUCGCAUUCGUUGGAAAGGAACAAAAUAAAGUGUAACGAAGUACUCGCGCGGCUGCACACUCUUGUUUGCGAUUUCAAACGGGGAGAUGCGCAAUAAUGGAUUUGUGUGUACUUUUCUCUCUCUCUCUCUCUGUCUCUGUCUCUGUCUCAGCUGCGCUAUACAUUACAUAUGUUUUCGCAAUAAGACAGAUGCUGCGUCUUUUCUAGAAUCUGGAAAAAAUUAUUUGUUUCAUAAAGUUCUGUUCAAACAUUGACAGGUAUUAUUAUCUUCUUCCUGUUAAAAUUCCAUCUAUUUUAAGAGCGCUGUAAAAUGCUAGAGAGAAAAAGAAAGAAGCGUUCGGCUUUUCGAAUGCGGAAUCGGACUCCACGAUGCGAACUCUUUGAUGGAGUCGGAAUUAAAAUUGAUCUCUCCUCGGUCGCUAUCCCUUUCUAUAUGCACGAUUCUACCUAUGUAUGUAUGUGUGUAUAUGCAAUCUGGACGAGGGGAAAAAAAAAAUCGGUCGGCCGGAAUUGGCAAUAAUCGACAUUGGUGUCCGGAGCGAGACGAAGCGGGAUCCGCUUUCCCCGUGCUCACGAUGACACUGCGAUUAAACCGUGAUGUAUAUACGAGAACGCGUUCCAAUAGCUCGUGAAUUUUUCGGAGGAGGCAGAAUACCUUAUAAUCUUGAGAUAUUGGAUACUUUCUGAUAAAGUUUCUAUUAAAAAGUACAGAAAUGGAAAGUUCCGAGGAACCGACCAGUCUGCAAUCGAUAUGCCAUCUGCAUGCCUCGGAACUGUUUCCCAAGCACACGCAUUUUGAGUGCGAGGAUGAGACGCUGACAAUUCCGUUCACGCCAUUGAGUGGGGAAUCGGUCGUGGCACUGGGACGAACAACGGACGGUGUUUUGGCACUUUCGAAUUAUAGACUUUAUUUGCAAUUAAGCCAAACAUGUUACAAUAUACCUCUAGGUCUUAUCGAACAAUUAGAAGUCAAAGAGAUUUUCUAUUUGCACAUUGGUUGCAAAGAUGCACGUUCUUUAAGUUGUGCAUUUACCACCAACGAACAUUGUUUAGAAUGGUUUAAACGAUUACACAAAGUGACCUAUCCACGAAAAAGUAUAGAGGAUAUAUUUGCGUUUGCUUACUAUGCAUGGUCCAUAGAAGAGGGCAAGGAUUAUCUUAGACUUGGAAAAGAUAAUAGUUCUUAUAUUACCACUUUUAAUUCAGAGGUCGAGCGAUUGAAGUUUAAUUUACAUGGUACAUGGCGUAUAAGUCAAAUAAAUAAGGAUUACCGGAUGUGUCCAUCCUAUCCACCGCAGCUCUUGGUUCCUGCUUGCAUUUCCGACGAAACUCUCGAGUUUGUUGCCAAAUUUAGAAGUUCCAGACGUAUUCCAGCUAUUGUGUGGAGGCAUGUGAACAAUGGUGCCGUAAUAGCUCGCAGCAGCCAACCAGAAGUUGGUUGGCUUGGCUGGAGAAGUUCUGAGGAUGAGGAUCUUCUAAAGGCUCUCGCAGAUGCGUGUAGCUACGAUAAGGGCGAAUCUACAAUGGUAGACUCGCCUAUUACAUAUUCCGAUGUUGGUGAUGAUACUGUAACACCAAACGCUGCCAAGAAAGUUUUAAUCGUCGAUGCGAGAUCGUACACAACAGCUGUAGCGAAUCGGGCGCGCGGCGGCGGCUGCGAAUGUCCAGAGUAUUAUCCGAGUUGUGACAUACAAUUUAUGAAUCUGCCGAAUAUCCAUUCGAUACGAAAAAGUUUCCACGCCGUGCGACAGCUUUGCGCGUCGGAUGCAGAUCAACCAAAUUGGUUAAGUUUGUUGGAAGGUACGCGAUGGCUGCAACACAUGUCGGGCUUACUGCGAGCGGCGGUCACUGUGGCUUCCGCGAUUGAAAGGGACGGUCGACCAGUAUUAGUGCACUGUAGCGACGGUUGGGAUCGAACGCCCCAAAUUGUCGCCUUAGCGCAGAUAUUACUUGAUCCAUACUAUCGCACUAUGGAGGGUUUCCAAGUUUUGGUUGAAAGAGAAUGGUUAGACUUUGGACACAAGUUCGCAGAUCGAUGCGGUCAAACGAUCGGUUGCGACGAUCCCAACGAGCGUUGUCCAGUAUUUUUACAGUGGCUCGAUUGCGUCCACCAGUUGAUUCUGCAGUUUCAAUGUAGCUUUCAAAUGUCGUCGGCAUAUCUUGUGAAAUUAGCUCAGCAUACAUACUCACAAUUAUUUGGUACAUUCCUGUGUAAUACCAGGCAGGAGAGGCUGCAAUUGAGAAUACGCGAACGUACGUUUUCCGUUUGGCGUUUUCUUAACUCGACUGCGUUCGUGAAUCAUUUAUAUUCGCCAUUAAAGAAUCAAGUAUUAUGGCCAAGUUGCAACGUGCGCGAUCUUGUCCUGUGGUCCGAAGUGUAUUUAGGUUCUAUGGAAUCGUCGCUCGGUAUGAGAGAUGAUAAGCAGAGAGUGACAAUGAUUGACAUCGAGGGUGGCGAGAGCGAGGAACCGCAAGGACAGAUGACGAAAACGAGGUCAUAUGGUGAUCUCAUGCACGCUCCUGAUCACGCGGCGUAUUUGCACAGAAGACGUAGCGAUCCGAGUAUUUCCAUGGAGAAAAAAUUUGAUUCUCUGGCACUUGAGACUGAAACGGAUCAGAAGAGCACGAGAAAUAUGGGUGAUAACAAAAAUGAAGCUGCAAACGAGAACUCAUUGGAGAGUGAAAUCAAGACAAAACGAUGUACUAUGAAUCAAACAUCCAACGAUUCACCCGCCAAUCCCUCGGUAGAUAGUUCCACCGACACUUUGAUACCUAAUGAUUCUGCCAUUGCAGUGAUCAAUGGAGAGAAGGAAGUAUCACAGACGAAUUUGUCGCGGGAUAUUGUAUCGCCGUGGAUCGAAACCGGCACUACUACAACCGGACGGGCUGUUUGCUCAUCGUGUAAUCGCAAUCACAACGAGGGUAGUGAUGUGAGUGAUACUAGCGCCCCAUUGAUAUCAAGAACUCCCAGUAGCAUAUGUCCGGCUUCUCCAACCCAUCAGGACAUUAUGCUAGAUAAUCCUGACUGGCUGGACGAUGUUGACGGUCUUCCUGUCAUAUGUUGUGACGUCCAAAUGCGAGUACAACAAAUUAUCGUAGAGCAUAAGCUUAAGGAAGAAGCUCUAAGGAAGGAAUUACACACAACGAGGUUGGCACUAAUCAAGCAAGUUUGCAAUCACAACGCCGAUACCGAUCGUAUCGACGACAUUGGUUCAUUACCGGAUUCCGUGGGCAGCACUGGUGAACACGGAGAGUCACUACCAUCGGAUAUGUCCUGGGAAGCUGUGGAGGAGCUGAGUCCUGCGCCCACCCUCUGGGUGCCCGAUCAUGCCGUGACUCGAUGUAUGGGUUGUAACACGGAGUUUUGGCUUGGUAGACGUAAGCAUCACUGCAGAUGCUGCGGUAAGAUUUUCUGCGCCGAUUGCUCCGAGAACUCCACCCCUCUGCCCAGCGAACAGCUCUAUAAUCCCGUGAGAGUGUGCAGUGACUGUUAUACACGGCUGCACCACCAUCAUCACACAAACUCCUGUCCGUGCAACGCCCGUCACCAGUGUGCUAAAGCGGAGAACGAGAUGGAUCCUUCUGAAGUGAUUCCUUCGCAAUCGGCAACAUGUCAGAGAUCGAGAAAGCUGCCGCCCGCUGUAACGAAGGACACUUGCUGCGAUAACCUGUUACAGGUGGCGCAUCAGAAAACUCAACCCUCCGUCGCAGCAGCUACAGCAAAUUGAGGAGACGGAUCUGAAAAGCCGAACGAGAGAGAAAAAGCCGAGGAAAGGCAAUCCGUUAGGGGAUGGCGCGAUUCCCCUCUCCAUCGAUUGCUGAUCAGCAUCACCUAACUCCGUGCGGCGCGCAUUGCAUCGCCGGAUUUAUACAUACUUUGUAUCGGAUAUAUACAUAGCAUGCGGACUAACGCAUCUAGAGUGUCCUAAGCGAUUUAAUAUAUUUAUUGCUAGAUUAAUAAUUUGUACACGAACAAGAAUGUAUAGCGGAUACGCAAAAAAAGAAAAAAACGGCAGAGUGAGAGAGAAAGAGAAAGAAAAAGAGAUAGUAUACAAGUUGUAUAUACCCUAGGAGUAAUCUCGAGCUAAAAUUCCUGGCUUUUUCUGAGAGAUACUCCUUUGAGAGAUUUAGGGAUAUUCUUCAAGAGUUUACCCGUUUCUCUAAAUAUCUCCGCGCUUAGCAUGAUGGGAGGAUGGUGAGUGGCAAAUUUUUGGAUAGGCUGUGAUCGACAUCUAACUUUGUUAGACGACUAUACUAUGGAGCGAAGUGCUAAUUAAUUGUCAAUUUGAUUACGAGAGCGAUCGUUUGUUAAUUAGCGAUCGAGAUUAGUGGUCGAGCGAAACGAAUGAAUUCGUAUUUCUUAUAUCGCUGCCGUAUGUAUGAGAAUUGGGAUAUUAAAUGUCAUUAUCGCACGCGUCUGAUAUCGAUCGGAAGCAU